This is a messenger RNA of Boeremia exigua, 2572 nucleotides long. RefSeq lists its product as uncharacterized. Gene Ontology annotation, cellular component: nucleus. Gene Ontology annotation, biological process: mRNA processing. The record is from RefSeq and is a predicted model, not a curated record. Bases 467 to 2572 code for a protein of 701 amino acids. The transcript is spliced from 2 exons. Gene Ontology annotation, molecular function: RNA binding. Lineage: Eukaryota; Fungi; Ascomycota; Dothideomycetes; Pleosporales; Didymellaceae.
CUCAGCCUGCGUCCGCCGUCGCACACGGCUGCCAGCUGUCUGGCUGUCUGCGCCGUUGCGCCCAUUCGCCGGCGCAAUUGGCCGCCCGCUGCACCAGCGCGACUGUUUCGAACACUCCCACCGAUCCGCAGGGUCUCCAGUCCCCAACGCGAGCGACGGCCGCCGCGUGAACGGCAUACAUCAUAGGCCCACUUUGUAUGCACGCUAGCUUGCAACGGGAGCCGGCCGUACAAGACGAUUUUCAGGAACGGCAGGUCCAAGUCCAGCAUGCAGCACGCAGCGUGUGAAGUGUGCGCGCCUAUCAUCGCCUUGCAUCAUGGCCACCAGUCUCGACAAAUGACCACCACGCUGAGGUUCUGCAUGGUUGCACACUGAAUUGCGUUUUCCAGGUAGCUUCGUCACGUGCACCGAAUAGUCGUCGCCAUAGGCAGACCUCACUUCACCGUACCACAACUAUUCCAACAACAUGGCGUACAAGCGCCCGCGCGCGACGUCGCCUUCCAACGCAUCGAAGCGUAUUCGAGGGGGCUUGAACUAUGUCACCCUGGGCACCGAGCUGCCCGAAGACAAGGACGACGGCGAAUUCGUGCCAGUAUGGAAGCAGACGGUGACGGACGACCGAGGGCGCAGACGACUGCACGGUGCAUUCACCGGGGGCUUUAGUGCAGGAUACUUUAACUCAGUUGGAUCUAAAGAAGGAUGGACGCCCAAGACAUUUGUUUCCUCGCGGUCGAACCGCAACAAAGACCAGGCGGAUGUCGCGCAACGUGCAGAAGACUUCAUGGACGAGGAAGACCUAGCUGAGGCGGCAGAAGUACGCCAGCUUGAGACAGCUCAGCAGUUCGCAGGUAUCGGAGGCGCAGACGACGCUGGCGAUGGGUUCUUUGGUCUUUUCAUGAAUCAAGAAGAGACAAUGGGUGUCAAGCUGGCGCAGAAGAUGGGCUGGCGGCGUGACCAGGGUAUUGGUCGCAAGGUCAGUCGGGCUGCUCGCUAUGAAGAAGGCAGCAGUGUUGGCAAAGAUCCGGCCAGUUACACGUUCGCCCCAGAAGAUACCCGAGCCAUGCCGAUUCCACGAGAAGAAGUGCGCCGCAAAGGCUUGGGCUAUCAGUCAGAAGCCCGUUUGGGCGUAGUGGAAGAAAAGACCGCAAACCAGGCAUCGCCGCUAGACUUCCUCUUCACCGAAAGCUCGAGGAAGGCCCCUGUCGUAAAGAAGCCAGCAGGCAAGAAGUCGUCGUUCGGCGUGGGUGUGCUGAACGACACCGGUUCUGACGACGAGGACCCAUACGAGCUUGGCCCAAAAAUAUCCUUCAACAAGACGAUUGGGAAGGAUAAGAAAGCAAAGAAGCCAAGCAAAUUCGCAAAAGCUGGAGCGGGCGAAGGCCCUGUAUUCGUCUCGAAGAAGUCAUCAACAAAGGCAUUGGCUGUGCUGAACCGACCAUCGAUGGACGGACGACCUACAUUGACGGGAUUCGUCCUCGCUGCUGACAUCGCCGACUUGACGAGCAGACCCAAGUACCCGCCGCCCAAAAUCCCUCCUGGUUGGAAGUCCUCGAAGUCGGUCUCAGUCAAUGGCGCUCAAGAGUACCAAUCCGUGGCAGACGCUGCCAAAGCCUCCACACUGGACGCCAAGGGUCGUUCUGCGCUGUUAGGCGAGAAGGAAUUACCUGGCAAGUCAAUUUUUGACUUCAUCCCCAAGGGUGCUCGCGACCGCCUCGCAGGUCUAUCUGGCAGAGCGGAUCUGCCUCAGGGUCGAGGAGAGUCGGGUCCGGAGGGACAUCUGCCCGCAGCCAAAGCGCAACCAAAGGAUCUCUGGAGUCUCGUGCCGCCCCUUGACAAAAGCACUGCUGCUGCAGCAUUGGCAAAGGGCGCUACCGGGUGGAUGCCAUACGCAGAAGAUCUGCCUAAGCGUGCACGAUACAUAGGCUUCCUCGAAAUCCGUGCAGGGUUGAAAGACGACUUGCCAGACCGCAGCAGUACUGUUUCGACCUCUGACUGGGCCAAGGAGCUUCAGGAGUUUGCCCACGCCGCUCAAGUCUUCAAGCCUUCCACCGGCAUCAUGGCAUCGCGAUUCACCUCCUCCUCCUCGUCAACACUGGCCGGCAGCACAGGCAGCAGCACAGACGAAGUCCUUCUACGACAGGCAGCCACCAAGCCCGAGGAUCCCGCCGAACAGGCCGCGAAGAUGAACAUGUACGGAGCCAUGACGAGAACCAACUUCCCCUUCCACCCCUCCCGCCUGCUAUGCAAGCGCUUCAACGUCAAGCCGCCACCAGACAUGCCCCACAGCACCGACGCUGACGCCGACGACGGCUUCAAGCCAAAGACCGAGGAGGUCGUUUCCAAGGCCGCCAUGGACAAGAUGCUGCACGAGGUGCUGACGAAUGGCCCGGCGCUGCAGCGCCCGGCGUGGAUGGGCGAGUUGCCGCAGGGCGCUGCAGCUGCAGCUUCUGCACCGCGCGAGACGGGGCAUGCGACGGUGGAUGUAGAGAAUAACGAGGCGCUGGCGAGUGAGCGGGCUCCGGAAGAUGUGUUCAGGUCCAUUUUUGGCGACGACGACGAUGACGAAGAAUAG